Pelmatolapia mariae (spotted tilapia) is the source of this 929-nucleotide messenger RNA. It is a transcript of the gene dhfr, whose product is annotated as dihydrofolate reductase. Gene Ontology annotation, molecular function: NADP binding; dihydrofolate reductase activity. Gene Ontology annotation, cellular component: mitochondrion. Gene Ontology annotation, biological process: glycine biosynthetic process; folic acid metabolic process; tetrahydrofolate biosynthetic process. The transcript is spliced from 6 exons. The record is from RefSeq and is a predicted model, not a curated record. Bases 37 to 609 code for a protein of 190 amino acids. Lineage: Eukaryota; Metazoa; Chordata; Actinopteri; Cichliformes; Cichlidae.
UUCUGUGGCGGGAGUGUGCAGUGUCGGUCCACGGUAAUGAUGUCCCGCGUUUUGAACGCUAUUGUGGCCGUGUGCCCUGACCGGGGCAUCGGCAACAAGGGAAACCUGCCAUGGCACCCCAUUAGGCUCAGUAAGGAAUUCGCACAUUUCCGAAAGAUGACAGCAACUCCGUCAGUGAAAGGCAAGCAGAAUGUGGUGAUCAUGGGCAAGAAGACGUGGUACUCUAUCCCAGAGAAGAACCGACCUCUGAGCAACAGAAUCAACAUUGUCCUCAGCAGGAAGUGCAAAGUGCCCCCUGCAGGAGCACACUACUUGGCGUCAGACUUCAGCUCAGCUCUCAGGCUAAUCGAAACAGAACUGGCUGAUCAGGCCGAUCAGGUCUGGGUUAUAGGAGGCAGUUCUCUCUACAAGGAGAUGAUGGGGAGCACGGGAAUGAGAAGACUGUUUGUCACUCAAAUUCUGAAGCAGUUUGAGUGCGACACAUUCUUACCUGAGAUCAGUCUGGACAAAUAUCGUCUGCUGCCAGAGUUUCCAGAUGUACCACAAGAGCUGCAGGAGGAGAAUGGGAUUGAGUACCGAUUUGAAGUCUAUGAGAGCAUCCAGGAAUGAAGAGGCAACACAGAAAUCAAAAAAGCUGAUGUGAUUUGUAAAUGAUCACCAUUAUGUAAAUGCUGGACUUAUUGUUUGGAACAGACGGCGGGAAAAAAAAAACAAACCUGUGUUAAGUAGUACUGGAAUUGACCCACCACACUUCACAGGUGUGAGGGAAGUGAUGCUGGGACCAGAUCUAGUUUGAUUUGAGUUUGUUCAGUUUUGUUUUCUUCAAGUAACAAAUGAUCUUGGAAAAGGAAGAGGCAUGUAAAGGUGUAUUCUCUGAUCUCUUUUCUCAUAUAAAUAUGUCACAGCAAAGUAAACAAAAUAAAGUGCAA